AUGCCAACCAGGCUGGACGCAAAAACCAUUGCUGAGGCACAACAAGAUGAUGACGAGCUUUCCAUUCUGCAACAUAACCCAUCGCUUAAGUUUCAUCUGCUCAAUAUUGAAGGCCACGACAUAUACUGCAACAUCACGAACAACGUGGUACGACCGUACAUCCCAGCCUCCAUAAGGCGUGAGGCCUUCAAUACAAUCCACGGUCUUUCACACCCCAGCGGCAGAUCCACGGCAAAGCAACUUCGGGAACGGUUCGUCUGGCAGGGCGUCAGGAAAGAUGCACUCUUGUGGGCCAGGCAAUGCAUUCCAUGCCAACGAUCGAAAGUACAUCGCACCACACCGAGUCACAUUGACAUCCCAGAUAAUCGCUUCGAACAUAUUCACCUGGACCUCAUAGAUGUGCCAAAAAUUGGAGAUUUCCGCUACUGUUUGACAGUCAUUGACAGAUUCAGCAGAUGGCCGUCGCUAUUCCGCUCAAAAUCACGGCCGACACUAUCGCAUCAGCAUUUUAUUCACAAUGGGUUUGUCAAUUUGGCACUCCGCUCACGAUCAACACGGACAGAGGACUACAAUUUGAAUCAGCUCUCUUUUCAUCACUCUCUCGACUACUGGGAACCAAACGCAUCAGGACAACACCGUACCACCCCCAGUCUAACGGCAUGGUAG
Molecule: messenger RNA, 666 nt
Organism: Rhagoletis zephyria (snowberry fruit fly)
Lineage: Eukaryota; Metazoa; Arthropoda; Insecta; Diptera; Tephritidae
Molecular function (GO): nucleic acid binding
Source: RefSeq, a predicted model, not a curated record